AUGAUCGGUCUGUUUGUCCCCGUAUUUUUCGAGACCAUUGAUUACACAGUCGUCUCUACUGCCCAGGUCCACAUUGCAUCUGCUUUCAAUCGCCUGGAUCUCGAGAGUUAUAUUGGCACUGCCUUCUUACUAACAUCUACCGUCUUUCUACCCGUCUUCGCAUCUAUUGCCGAUGUAUGGGAUCGUCACUGGACUCUCCAACUAUCCCUCGUUUUCUUUAUCGUCGGCAGUGCUGUCAGCACCGGCAGCGAGAACAUGGCAACCAUGCUCGCCGGACGGGGCAUUGCCGGCAUUGGCGCUGCAGGAUUGCAGGCGGUCGUCAGAAUUAUCAUGGCCGACUCGCGUUCCCUGAAUGAUAACAAUUGGCAACAAACUCUAUUAUUUUUCUUGUACACCGUUGGCUUCUGCGUCGGCCCUGUCAUUGGUGGUGCACUGCUUAGUGUAUCCUUCAGAUGGAUCUUUGCUAUCAACUUGCCCACUUCAUUUGUAGGAAUUGUGCUUGCUUUUCUCUUCCUCAGGACUCGGACAAAAGGUCGAGGAUUUACUGACUCUCCUUCGGUUGAGAAGGAGUCCACCCUCGAAAGACUUGCCCGUGUAGAUUGGUUCGGAGCUUCGCUGUUCAUGGCGGGCGGCAUCCUCAUUCUGCUCGCCCUCAACUGGGGGUCUGUCUUUGGCUGGAACUCGGGGCGCGUCAUCGCCUGCUUCGUAGUCGGUGGUAUCGUGUAUAUUGUCUUCAUCGGUCUGGAGUUAUUCCUCGGGCGCACGGCGAGUCACGCCGCGUCCUCUAUCAGGCGUGUCCUCCCCAUGGACCCAAUGAUCCCAAUGGAUAUAUUCAGUUCGUAUGAUGUCUGUAUCGACCUGUUUACCAUGUUCGUCUCCGGGCUGGUUAUGCUGGUCGCGUUCUACUUUAUUUCAAUCUACAUGAUCGUCGUCACGGGCCUGUCGUCUACCAAGGCUGGUGCACAGUUGAUCUACUUUGCACCUGGUAUGGGAGUCGGAAGCUUGCUUCAGAUUCAGAUGGUGAAAUAUCUCAGACAGCCGAAAUAUCCGAUUAUACUCGGAACCACUAUCACGCCCAUUGCUCUUGGCUUGAUUUCGAUGGCAAUGCAGAAUAUUAAGCGGCCCCAGAUAAAUGGCUUCUUGGCCAUGGCUGGUUCUACGGCUGUGCACAUCCGGUUUUUGCAGUCUAACGACAGGGUAGCCAUCGUCGCUGCGCUCACGCUAUUCUUCCGCUCCCUUGGCGGCACAGUCGGGCUCGCGCAGUGCGGCGCCGUGCUGAACUCCAAGAUCCAGAGCCACAUGGCGUCGCUCACCAGCUCAGGCCUACUCACCCCUGCGCAGGCGAGCGAGCUCUCACAGAGCGCCGGCUCGCUCACGUCACUGCAGAGCAUCGACGCGCUCCCGCUCGAGGUGCAGGCGCUCGUACGCGAGGCGUUCCGCAGCGGCUCACGCUGGAGCUUCAUCUCGCUCAUCCCGUGGGCCGGCCUUGCGUGCAUCUGCACAUUCUUCUUGUCGAGGAUUAAGGACACAAACGUACCACAGCCCCCGUCGCCCAAGGAGGUGCCUUUGGAGGCAGUGAGCGAGAGUAUGCCGCCUGGAGACGCUACUGCUGAUAAGGACUUGAUCACCGUUGAGCUGGAUUCUAAGGUUGUAUGA
Sparassis crispa is the source of this 1656-nucleotide messenger RNA. RefSeq lists its product with no specific name. Bases 1 to 1656 code for a protein of 551 amino acids. The record is from RefSeq and is a predicted model, not a curated record. Gene Ontology annotation, cellular component: fungal-type vacuole membrane. NCBI's taxonomy places the organism in Eukaryota, Fungi, Basidiomycota, Agaricomycetes, Polyporales, Sparassidaceae. Gene Ontology annotation, biological process: basic amino acid transport; transmembrane transport. The transcript is spliced from 10 exons. Gene Ontology annotation, molecular function: basic amino acid transmembrane transporter activity.